CGCCUGCUUUCUUUCAACACUUAGUAGAAAUAUAGUGCACUUAAAACACAGUCCCGAUUGUGCUCUAACACUGCAAUUAUCCCCCUUAUUGACCAAAACAAGUUCCGGACAUUUCAAACAGAUGAAAUAUCCACCUUACUGACUAAAACAUGUUCCAGGCAUUUCAUACAGAUGAAAUAUCCACCUUAACAAAUAAAACAUAUGUUCCAGGCAUUUCAAAUGGAUAAAAUAUCCACCUUACUGAUUAAAACAUGUUUCGUACAUUUCAAACAGAUUAAAUAUCCACCUAGUCCUUAUUGACUAAAACAUGUUCCUGACAUUUUUAACAGAUGAAAUAUACACCUUACUGACUAAAACAUGUUCCGGACAUUUCAAACAGAUCUAUGAAAUAUCCCCCUUACCGACUAAAACAUGUUCCAGACAUUUCAAACAGAUGAAAUAUCCACUUUACAAACUAAAACAUGUUCCAGGCAUUUCAAACAGAUGAAAUAUCCCCCUUACCGACUAAAACAUGUUCCAGACAUUUCAAACGGAUGAAAUAUCCACCUUACAAACUAAAACAUGUUCCAGGCAUUUCAAAUGGAUGAAAUAUCUACCUUACAAACUAAAACAUGUUCCAGACAUUUCAAACGGAUGAAAUAUCCACCUUACAAACUAAAAUAUGUUCCAGACAUUUCAAACAGAUGAAAUAUCCACCUAGUCCUUAUUGACCAAAACAUGUUCCAGACAUUUGAAACAGAAGAAAUAUAUCCACCUAACAAACUAAAACAUGUUUCAGACAUUUCAAAAAAUACUUCCUUGGUAAAUCCAAAUAUUUUGACUUUUUUCAGAGAAAACAUCACAUUUGAUGCACGGAGUUGUUCAAUAUCUGCCUCUGUUGGUGGCACGGACAUCCAAACACCCUUCAAAAUCUACAUAUACAAUCUUCCCAACAAAUUCAACACAGACGUCCAAACUCGUCUGAUGGCACGACAUCCAGAGUGCUACUCUUUUGAAUACUGUGGAAGUGGAGCAAGGCUUUUCGACAUUGGAGAUGGUGUAACUGUUUAUGACAGCCACCAGUUUUCUCUAGAAGUCCUCAUACACCAUUUGUUGGCGUUAAGUCCUUAUCGAACACUGGAUCCUAACAAGGCAGACUAUUUCUACAUCCCCGCCUACAUCGGCUUACAGUGCCUACUUCACAACGUCACGGCCACAAGAUCACUCAUUGAGGAACUGUUCACUUACUUAAACUCCACACCAUACUUCAUCAAUGGUAAACCCCAGUUUUCUUCUCUGGGAAAAAUAGAGCAUGAAAUGAGAUCCAAAGGAAGCUGUCCUUAUCUCCUACAUCCCAAUACCGUGAACAUUACCUUCCUAUCCAUUGAGAGGGCGUUACACAGAAGUGCCUUGGGACAACGGGUGAUUUCCGUACCCUAUCCCAGUUAUAUUCACCUGACGAGAAAAAACAGUUCUAUACAAAACCUUCUGGCUGCCUCCCAGCGAAAGAUAUUCAUUCUAUUGGCAGCCAGCACUAGGAGAUCCAUAAGGUAUCGUAACAUCAUCAUGGACCAGUUCACAGAAAAGACCACAUUGUCUUACGAACAGUACACGAGGCAUAAACAGAACAGUACUACACCCAUGGUCAUGCUAAUUACCAGGGAAUGUGCACAGAAACCUAGAUACUACACAGUGCCUUGGAUGCUCCAUUCCGUCUUCUGUCUCCAGCCUCCUGGGGAUUCUCCUACAAGGAAAUCUUUUUACGACUCCCUCCUGAGUGGAUGCAUCCCAGUUCUUUUUCCCUACCCUAAUCAUCCAUCUGCCUGGGCAUUCCAAAAUCACUUCAACUUCUCAAAAUUUACUGUUACCAUUCCAUACAAUUAUAUGCACUCCAAGACUAGCAGAGUCUACGAUUUUCUGUCCAACAUUUCUCCUGUACAUGUAGAUACUCUACAAAAAGAAGUCUGGAGAGUAGCACCCUGGUACCAGUACGGCAUUCCUGAUGGAGCCCAAAGUGACCAACAAGACGCUAUGACAAUGAUACACAAAGACCUUGUUAGUGCCUUUUCCAGACAGUAAAACACUGCUGAGGGAGUCCUCAGUGCUAUAUUGGAAACGUAGUUUGGCCAAAACUCAUUUUCCUUCACAAAGAUGGCCGCAUUAUGCCGCAAGCAUGUUAACUUUUCACAUGUGCUGCGUAAAGGGCCACGUGACCAGCACUACUUCGCUGCUUGAUUAUGACCUUGCAGUGACCACAGUCUUAGAGUUUGAAGGUCAUGAACUAUCGAACAGUUUAACAAUCCAAAUCAAUUAAAACGCAGACCUUGAACAUUGUUACGUUCUUUAAUGUAUUCUGUGGAAUCCUUAAAUUUUGCGGGGACUCAAUUGUCAUGGAUUAAAACCUGCAUCCCACGAAUUUCAAACUACAACAAAACACAAAAUUUAUACAAUUUUUCAAAGAACACUACAGAAACCACAUUCACAUCCCAACAAAACAGCAAAAUCUACGAAAACGGGCCCCACAAAUUUCAAUGAUUUCACAGUAAUCCAAUAGUCUUUCCAUCGAAAUAAUACUCCACAUCACCAAAUCAGCUCCCUGACCCUGCGGCUGUAUUUGAUCUUGCCCGAUGCCUUUAUUUCUCCUGCGGUGAAUGACUUCCUGUCUUGCAUGAUAAAUGACCAUUAUUCUUUGAACUAUACAUAACUUGAUACCUCAAAGCAUUGCAUGCUGUGAAGAUGACAUCGUUAUUCUCGUAAUGUGAGAUUUCGGUGAUUAAAAAUAACUAUUGAUUGAGGAAACGGAUCUAUUGAUAUUUAAGGAGAAAAGAAAUGCAAUUGUUUAGAUUACAGAUAAUUCAAAAAUGCAUGUAAAUUAAAGUUCC
Messenger RNA from Ostrea edulis (European flat oyster), 2861 nucleotides. RefSeq lists its product as uncharacterized. The record is from RefSeq and is a predicted model, not a curated record. Gene Ontology annotation, molecular function: glycosyltransferase activity. The transcript has a single exon. The coding region runs from base 718 to 2058 and encodes 446 amino acids. NCBI's taxonomy places the organism in Eukaryota, Metazoa, Mollusca, Bivalvia, Ostreida, Ostreidae.